Messenger RNA from Aspergillus pseudonomiae, 2256 nucleotides. RefSeq names its product amino acid/polyamine transporter I. Lineage: Eukaryota; Fungi; Ascomycota; Eurotiomycetes; Eurotiales; Aspergillaceae. Gene Ontology annotation, biological process: amino acid transport; transmembrane transport. Gene Ontology annotation, cellular component: membrane. The transcript is spliced from 9 exons. The coding region runs from base 645 to 2210 and encodes 521 amino acids. Gene Ontology annotation, molecular function: transmembrane transporter activity. The record is from RefSeq and is a predicted model, not a curated record.
GGCCACAGCACUUCUGUGAUUGAUGGUCUGUUCAGCCUAGCCUUCUUUAUCAGGGCUUAAGAGCAGUGUCCGGACCACGUCAUUAUGUUAUAGGCAGCCUUAUCAAGUGCUUCCUUUGCCUCGAAUCAAAUACUGCUGCUAGUACAGGACAGGGCUAUAAUACGUGUGAUAAUACCUCUGUUCUGUUCAACCAUACGAAAAAGUGAUUCAAAUACACAUGAAAUCUACAAGAGUUGCCCAAUACGGGCAGAAUGGUACCCACCGAGCCGGAGUCGCGACUCGCUCAACAUCAUUUCCCCGCACUCUCCGGCUUUCUUAGCCCUUCUUAGUCUAUGUUGUAGAUACUCCAUAUGAUUCUGAUUGGCAGUUGUUGCCUUUCUCCACGCUUAACGGUAUAGGACGUGUUGCACAGCACUAGGCAAGGAGAUAGUAUAGUCAUGGGCCCCUCUAAUCUCCCCGGAGGUGCUUACCUGUUGUCCGUUCAUCCGGAAGCAAGGGCGUUGCUAGUCCUCGUUCGCCGCUGGGUCUAAGUUUGAGUGGCGUUUAGUAUUGCAUAUAUAUAUGUCCGCCUACGGAGUCUCUAUAAACAUCCCCCUUUCCUUCAUACGUGCAUGUUCGAACCCAACGGAACAGCCUAAAUCACCAUGUCAAACUCAGUUGAAUCAGAUGGAAAACACGUUCCAUCCACCAGCCCGGAUAGGAAAGGUUUCGGUGAGGUUUAUGACUUGGAUGAUGCUGUCCUGAGGGCCCAGGGCCAUGUGGCUGAGCUAGAACGAUCAUUCUCCUGGGUUGGAGCAAUUGGCCUGGCCUAUAGCAUCAUUAAUUCGUGGCUUUCCUAUGCUGCUUGCUUUGGGAUGGCCCUCGGUUACGGGGGUGGCCAAACUGCUGUUUUUGGCUUAAUGAUCGCUUCGGCAGUCCAGUGGAUCGUCCUUCUGGGGCUGGCUGAACUGUGCUCUGCCCUUCCCUCUUCUGGUGGUCAAUACCAUUUCACAUACAUUGUGGCCCCACAGUUCUCAAAGAACUUUGCCGCCUACACCGUUGGCAUCUUUAAUGUGGUGGCAUGGUGGGUAACCACUGCUUCAGGGAUUAUAUACACGGCUAUAUCAGCCUUCGGGAUUGCAAAGUUCUGGUAUCCGGAAUUUGUCGGCACGCAGUGGCAGGUGUAUCUCUGCUAUGUUCUUGUAGUGAUUGUGACACUUAUUCCCAUUUUCACAGUUCCACAAAAGCAUAUUGAUCGGCUAACGCAGACGGCCAUGUAUUUGUCCGUUGUCGGUCUCCUCCUAGUCAUAAUAGUCUGCCUAUCCAUGGGUAGAGACCACUACCGUCCCACCAAUAUUGUCGAAUAUCAUGGAUCUAGUGGAUGGGGUCCUGCACCGGCGUGGCUUAUGAGUAUUGGCGUGGGCCAGUACUGCUUUGCUGCGGCAAGUGCAUGUACCCAUAUCGCCGAGGAGAUGCCGGAUCCUGGACGGAAAUUGCCCCAAGUCAUCAACAUGACUAUGUUCAUUGGCGUCCUCACAGCUGUACCCUGGAUUGUGGUCAUGGCCACUGUGAUCACCGACUUGGAAGCAGUGCAGACAGCAUUUUUGCCUAGCAUGGAGAUUUUCUACCAGGCAACUGGGAACAAGGUCGCUGCUACAAUCUUGCAGGCCUAUCUAACUCUGCUUUACUACACAUGCGUGCCCAGCCAGUGGAUCGCCUCCAGUCGAAUAGCAUGGGCAUUUUCACGAGACAAUGGCCUUCCUUUCUCGUCCUACUGGAGCCACAUCGACCCAGUCCGCCAAAUCCCAAUUCGCACUACCCUACUAGCGGCCGGUUUCUGUCUAAUCUACGGCCUCCUCUACGUCGCGUCAACCGCGGCGUUCAACUCGAUUGUGAACACGGCAAUCCUCAUUCUGAAUAUAACAUAUACCGUCCCACAAGGAAUCCUGGCUACUUGCGGUCGCCAUAGACUACCCCGUCGGCAUUUCGACCUAGGGCCCGUUGUCGGUUAUGCGGUGAAUAUCUUUUCAGUUCUCUGGUUGAUCAUCAGUGGGAUCUUCUUUUGUUUCCCGGUUACGGUGCCCACGACUCUGGGGAGCAUGAAUUAUAAUUCGGUGGUCAUCACGGGUCUAUUUGUACUGAUCUUAAUCCUUUGGAUUGAAAGGAGGCAUAAGUUUAAAGGACCGGAGAUUGAUUGGGACGCUUUGAAUGCUAGCAAUGCGUUGAGAUGAUUGAUGGACAUGACAUGAACAUACGAAGGAUAGAUCAUAGCUCAUA